This is a messenger RNA of Equus caballus (horse), 4475 nucleotides long. RefSeq names its product spermatogenesis-associated protein 31A6. The record is from RefSeq and is a predicted model, not a curated record. NCBI's taxonomy places the organism in Eukaryota, Metazoa, Chordata, Mammalia, Perissodactyla, Equidae.
CAGUGCUCAGUUGCCUGAGGGCUGGGGAGGAGGCAAUAAGAGAAGGAGGCUGAACCACCACCCCUCCCCCACCGGCCAGUCCAGUAGAUUGAGUAGAGUGAUUCAGAAGAUGGAGGAGAAUGUCUUUUCUCUGAGAAGCAUUAGUGCUACCUGGCUGAGCACCACACCCACUCCCUGGGUGAUUGAGAUCUUCCUCAGCUUUCUGUGUGGACUGGGACUCUUUUUCUUGUUACUCCCCUGCUUCUCGAGUAAUCUGUCCUCACCACCACCCAGGAAGCACAGAAACAUCAGGAAGCGUCAUACAGAGCUGAGGGGAAGGAGCAGCAGGACUAGGAAGAAAAGUGGAGCUUUGAGAGCUUGUAGAGACUGCCUGAAAGAACUGGAGGAGGCUCGGGACCUGGCUUCACUUCUGCAUAGCCACCUGGGGAAGCUCCCUGACAAGGGUGGCUUUCAUCAGCUCUCAUGUGAAGAACCCCCUGGCAAGGUGUGUAAAACAGCGCCUGCUGGAGUCAAGUGGCCAUGCCAGGAGCGUGUAGAAGAGGUUGCUCCCACCGUGUCCCUCUUGGCUUCCCCGGCUCCUCUGAGCAAGCACACUCUACCUCUGGCCUCCACCCUUAGGCUGGACCCAGUGACCUCAUCAGUUUCUGUUUGUUCCCACUCAUCCUUGAGUGCCUCUUGGCUACCAGAGCCUUUCCUUCCCCUGGACAGCCUUUCACCCUGGCCACUCACUCUUUCCCCUCCCCUGCCAUGCCCCCCUGAUUCAGAGGCCUGCCCUCCACCUCCGACAGCUUCCUCUGCCCCCCGACCACCAGACUCCAUUCUGACUCUUGCUCAGUGUGACUCAAGGGAACUCCCACUGGGCACCGUCCCACAGAGCUCGUCUUUGUCAGCCUCUCCUGUCCCAGCCAUCUCAGACCUUGGCUGCUCAAGGUGUCCCAUUUCAGCCCUGUCCUGGUGGCAGGGGGCUGCCAAAGCCUUGUGCUUCAUGUCCUCAUCACAGUGCAAUUUCCAGCAAGAGCACCUUUCUCACCACCCACCAGGAGCCUUAUUCUGGGAAGAUCCCACAAACAGACAGGUAGAAGCUAGUAAUCCCUCUUUGCUCAGCUGUGAUGACCAGAAGCCCCUGGAGAUACAAGUCACAAAGAGAGUUGAGAACAAGAUUUGGAAGGAAAAAGAAACAAAUGGAUCAUAUACCAAACAAAUGAGCCCAGAAUACCACAUGAAUUAUUUGGGAAAUAUGUUGAAAUCACUGGGUGCUGAGCAGGACACCACAACCCCCCAACCCUUCUGGAGCACAAAAGGCAAACCAGAGCAGCUGCCUGGGCCUCAGCAGCUCUCAUAUCCCAACGUCUUGGGGAACCAUCUAUGGAAGAAAUAUAACCAGCUUUUCUGGGGUCUCCCCUCUCUGCACAGUGAAUCCCUGGUGGCUACUGCCUGGAUCUCAGAGAGCUCUUCAGUACUAAGAUCUCCCUCUUUCUUAUUCAAUGGAAUCUCGAAUGCCUGCCCAGUUCAAAUGCACGCUAAAAUAUCUCCAGUGCUUUCCCAGUCCCAGCCUCUGUCCCAUCUGGAGGUCCAAUCUCAACCCUUGAUUCCAAGUGUACCUCAAUACCAGCCUCCUCCUCUGGCUCAGGUCCAGACCCAUGCCCAUCUCCAAUCCUCUCCCCCAAUCCUACCACUUUCUUCUCCACCCCAGAUUAGGGCCUGUGGAAUAUCUUGCCCUGCACCCCAGAAUAAGCCACAGUCUAUCAUCCCAGCUGAGAUUCAACAUCCAGAAUGGUCUAUGUUGCAGAAGCACCUAGAAAGUGGGGGGGCUUUAGACUCUGUAGUCAAAAGAUCUCAAGAAGUUUCUGGUGUCUUCACUUCCAGUCUUCCUCAGGACUGCUGGGUGGUCUCCAUCCUUCCGGAGAAUUUUCCAAUCAGUCCUGAGCUCCAGGAACAAUUGGAGCAACACCUCAAAAAGUGGCUCAUGCAACAUCAGUGGGAGCUGCCCUGCAGUCUCCAAGAGUCUCUGGAACUGAGGCAGUUUCGGGACAAAUUACCAGGUUCAUGUCAGGCAAAGGGCAGGCAUGGACCCUCACAGCCCUCUUCAUUUACAGGUGAAAGCAGCAAGGAUGCACAGAAGGUGGGGUUCCAGCUAAACCAAGACCUGGGCAAGGGCCUGGGGCAUAUCCUGGGGAAGGUCCCAAAAGAUCUCUCCAGAGGUUCAGAAAGCUCCCUAGUGAAGUUUUGGGAGGUGAACUCUGAGGAGUCAGAAAGAGGUUUGAAGCUCUCAAGGAGUAACUCAGGAAGAGAUUUACUAAGGAACUUAGAUAAGAAUCUAGAAAGCUUACUGAAAGCCCAUUUGAGCAGGAAAUUGGGGCAAAUCAGUGAGGGUUUGAUCCCUGUGAGUGUGCGUCGAUCCUGGCUUGCUGUCAAUGCUUCUCCCAAGUCUGACACUCAAAUGGAAACCAGAAGUCCAAGAAUCUUGAAGGGUUUGGGACCCAGCAUGAACACUUCCCCCAGGAUUUCCUUCCUCCUUGCAGACACUCGAGAGGUGCUGGAAGCACAUAUUACAAGGUUUUGGGUGAGGCACAGGUGGGGCCUGCCCCUAAGGGUCCUCAAGUCCGUAAAUGUAUUGAAGUUAAAAAAGGCUCAACUCUCACCCGUUCCACAGUCUGCCUUUCCUUCCUCAGCCACCUGUGUCUCUGGGGCCCACUCAAUGAUCAAGUUUGCUGAGUUCUGGGGAAAACCUCCCCAGGUCCAUGCCGGAGAGAAGAUGGUAACAGAAGAGUCAGUUUCCACCCUGUUGAGGCCUCUCCUUGCCCCCUCACUUGUGUGUGAGGAAGUCCAGAGGGCCCCAAGAGGGACCCCAUCUGGUGACAACUGUGGUCCCUUGAAGACCUCUCUGACUGGACAGCAGGGCAGCCCACCUCCUCAGUCCCUCACACUCAGCCUUGUGGGGAGAACUUGGCAGAGAGGGACUGUCGUGGAGGCUGAGAGGGGCAGCCUAGAGCCAAGUCCAAGUUUAGCAAUGGCCAGGAAUGAGCCAAGGGAAGAGAGUGGGGGUUGGGCCUCACAAGACCCCUGCAGUAGGGUAACAAUGCUAGAGAUGAACUUAGGAUCCCAAUCUUUGAGGGCCAAAGACACCAGUGAGGCAGCAGAGGCCAAAGAGUCCCCUGACCUUCAACCACAGUCUAGAGUCAUCUUGGGAACCAAUGUGCUGACAAAAUCUCAAACCAUAAAUGUGCAUAUGAGGAAUUUAGAGGCUCCAGGCACCAGUAAAAGUGUCUUACUCCCUAGAAUGUCUGUUUUCCAAGAUUCAGGAAAGCCAUGCCUUAAUACAAUUGUUGUCAGUGAGCUUAAGUCCAAAUUGAAGGUGCAGUCAGAGAAUCAGUCUCAAGACUGUCCCACACACAUGCUCCCUGCUGCAGACAGCUUGGCUUCUCAGGUGCCCCAGUGCAAUCACCAGAAAGUGCCCACUGGAGACAGGCCACCUUCCCAGAAGCUAUGUGGCCUCAUGGCAGCCCAAAGGAGCAGCCGAGGGCAGCAGGACCCCAAGAUCUCAAAACUUCAAGACUCCUGGAAGAGCCAGAGCAAGAUGAUUGCCCCUACUUACAAGAGAGAGGGCUGUAGGAGGCCCAACAUACGAGAGCACGAAGAAAAGUUUGAAUUGUGGAACUCCCAAGCCACAAAUGUGAGCCACCCUAUGCAAGUCAGGGGAAUGGUAAACCCUAUUGGGAGCAAACGCCUCCAGUUGAAGCAGGAGAAGAAGCAGGGUCCUCUAGAAAGCCCCUUCAGAAAAAGGAUGAGGCUCUUUUUUCAGUGGAUUUUCCCCCCUACAAAAGCUAAAGGUCAGGCUGUUCUGCAAAAAUGCAAACCCAUAUCAGCCAUUGCCCAGAACCAAGGCUCAGUCAAAAGCAGAUCGAUUAUGGAUAGUGAGACUGCUGAGGCUCAGGCACUCAUGACAGCUGUUGGACAGAUUCUAGAGGAGAAAAUGGUGACUCACCAUGGACUUCUUGCCACGAAGUUAACUGAGCAUAAACGGGAACCCCAAGCCCCUGUAUGUGGGUGUUCUUGUUGCCACAGGCUUCCCCUCUAUGCAGAGCAAGGGAGAAUGAUGAGUUAUAUAGCCUGCAAUCGCCAAGCAACCUCCAAGGGCCAGAGUUGUUCUGUCAGGGAAAAGCAAGUCAGACACAGACAGUCCUUAAAAAGUGUUAGAUUCAACGAAGAGCAGCUGAACCUGAGGUGCCUCCCAUCCUUGCCCCCCAAGAAGACUUUUUCUCCAGUCAGUCCCUGCAAGCAUGGGCCAAGGAUGCCAGGUGCCCCAGGCUGCCACCAGCACUGCCCAAGACACUGUCUUCUUCGGGUAGGUGUCUUUCCUGGGCAACCGUCAAAUGCUUCUCUAGCCUUUGCUGGUAGGAGAACAUGUCUCCAAGAAAAACUUGAAUCCAUGUAGAGAAAAUGUUUUUCUCUUAGCACACCCAAGAUAUUUAAUA